Pipra filicauda (Wire-tailed manakin) is the source of this 627-nucleotide messenger RNA. RefSeq lists its product as uncharacterized. Bases 1 to 627 code for a protein of 208 amino acids. NCBI's taxonomy places the organism in Eukaryota, Metazoa, Chordata, Aves, Passeriformes, Pipridae. The record is from RefSeq and is a predicted model, not a curated record. The transcript is spliced from 5 exons.
AUGGUCCCUCUCCAUCUUUUCCUGCGCCUCCCCGCCGCCCCUCGCUCUCCCCCCGCACAUCGCCACCCCCCCAGCCGCCGCAGCCCUCCCGUUUCCAUACUCACGGCCCCGGCGCCGGGAUCGGGAGCGGGUCCCUCUCUCCCUCGCUCCCUCGCUGGGCGGCAGCGCCCGGCGGCGCAGGCGCGCUGCUGCCGCCUCCUCCCCCCGCGGCGGUGGCGGGGCGGCCGCGGCUCCGCUCAGAGCCGGGCGAGCGCGGCUCGGGCCGGGGCGGGACGAGGGAGCGACGGACGGGGCGAGGGAGGCGGGGACCGCGCUCGGGAGCCGCGCCGCACACCCGGCCCGUCAGUGACCGGCGCUGCUGGGGAGGAGGAGGAGGAGGAGGAGGUGGUGGUGGAGGAGGCGGCGGCGGCGGCGAGAGAUUCUCCCACCCCCACCCACCGAGCUGAGAGCCACUUUUUCAGCAUUUUUGUGAAAAGAGGAGCGUGCCAACACCUUGUCUCAGGAGUGUUUUGGAGUAUGACUUCUGCAACAUCACCUAUCAUUUUGAAAUGGGACCCCAAAAGUUUGGAAAUCAGGACUCUCACAGUGGAGAGGCUGCUGGAGCCACUCGUUACCCAGAUAAGUUAA